Mesorhabditis spiculigera is the source of this 1542-nucleotide messenger RNA. The record is from the annotation of a GenBank genome assembly. Lineage: Eukaryota; Metazoa; Nematoda; Chromadorea; Rhabditida; Rhabditidae.
AUGGAUUGGAACUCAAGGGGCUUGGCUUGGCUCUUCCUCCAUGUAAUUUUUCGAUCGUGCUUCGGCUUGACAUCAAUCGACGCCAUCCUCGACAACACGAUCAAACGAAUCCCGACCCAAAACGUCACACGCCCUCUGAAUGUGCGACUCGGCUUUUACCUCGAGCACAUCGGUAACUUCAAGUCGGCGGAAAUGUCCUUCGACGUCGAUAUGUACGCGUACAUGUCGUGGCGAGACCAUCGACUGCGACACAAGAAGGCGGACCCGGUUCUGGUGAAUGAUCACGACAUCAGGAAAAAGUUAUGGCUUCCCGAUCUCUACUUCGCCAAUGCCAAAGAAGCGAAAGUUCAUGAGGUCACGUCCCCGAAUUUCAACAUGUUCAUCGAGAGAGAUGGAACGAUUGCUUAUUCGUGCCGAUUCACCAUGUCUAUAAGUUGCAACCUGAAACUACAGAAUUAUCCUAUGGACGUACAGAUGUGCGGGAUUCGGAUAUUGUCUUAUGCCUAUAUCGCAAAACAAAUGAAUGUCGAAUGGUUUGACGCGGCGCCGAUUCGCGCUAACCCGGAUAUUCAGCUUCCUGAAUUUGAGAUCACUAACAUCACAGCAAAAUAUUGCAAAGGCGAUUAUCGAUAUGCGGUAACGAAUGAGGGAUUCAAAUAUGACAACUUCAGCUGUCUUGUCGGAAAAAUCUAUCUUUCGCGGAAUAUGGGCUACAACCUGAUCCAAAGCUAUAUUCCCACCGGGCUGAUUGUGGUCAUUUCCUGGGUGUCAUUUUGGAUUGAUCGUCGAGCCGUCCCAGCCAGAGUGACGCUGUCUUUUACCACCCUCGUAUCGCUGACAACAUUGGGAAAUGGCCUACGAUAUGGCCUCCCAAUGGUCGACUACGCAAAAGCCAUCGAUUUAUGGUAUGGAGCCUGCAUGAUCUUCGUCUUCUUGGCCCUCCUCGAGUUCGCCAUGGUCAACUCAAUUAUGCGAAAAUCGGCAAAGUACGAGCAAAUGGCAAAGAAUAUGGCAGCUUCGAAAGAACCCGAAAAAUCUGAACAAGAUGGCAACUGGAAUCGGAGGACGAUGAGGAAUUUUGUGAAGCGGAAGAGUAUUGCGCCUCCGAAUGGAAGCCCAGCAAAAGGAGAGAAGCGCUCAAAGAGCAUAACUCCGAAAUCACCAGAUGCCUCCCGAAAGCGUUACGAUUCCAGCGAGCUCGACGAGUUAAGGGAGGACGAGCUGGAGAUCUCGGAUGACGAUGCCAAGAUGUGGACAAAGGCCGUACAGCGAGAAUCACCAAAUCAUUUAACGGGAUUGUUGGUCGAGCCGAAGGAGAAGGACGAGCAGAGCAAGGAUGCUCAGAAUGCCCAUGCCGUCAAUCGCAGUGUGGCGGAGCAAGCGUAUGCUACGAUGUCCGCUACCUUCUCCCGCAGAGCCUUCCAUCUGGAUCAGACCUGCCGUUACCUUUUCCCCGGAACGUUCCUCAUCUUUGCGCUCGUUUACUGGAUCUACUUCCUCUACCACCAGAAGUAUGCAGCGAUGGAGGAACAGCUCCGGGAU